GGGGCCCCGCCAAGUGGGGGCGGGGGCUGUGCGCCCGGCUAGCGCCCGACCCCAGCCGCCGUCCUGCGGGCCGCGCGCCCCGCCGGAAGACCCCCAGGCUCCAUCGAGUUCAGAAAUGUCCAGAAAUGACACAGAACCGUUUUUUGUGAAGUUUUUAAAGUCUUCAGACAACUCUGAAUGUUUUUUUAAAGCUCUUGAGUCAAUAAAAGAAUUCCAAUCAGAAGAAUAUCUUCAGGUUAUUACAGAAGAAGAGGCAUUGAAGAUAAAGGAGAAUGACAGAUCACUUUAUAUCUGUGACCCUUUUAGUGGCACUGCCUUUGAUCACCUCAAAAAGCUUGGCUGCAGAAUUGUUGGUCCUCAAGUAGUCAUAUUUUGUAUGCAGCACCAACGAUGUGUCCCAAGAGCCGAACAUCCGGUUUAUAAUAUGGUUAUGUCUGAUGUAACCAUAUCUUGUACAAGUGUGGAAAAAGAAAAAAGGGAUGAAGUUCAUAAAUACGUACAAAUGAUGGGUGGUCGAGUAUACAGAGACCUUAAUGUAUCAGUAACUCACCUCAUUGCAGGAGAAGUUGGUAGCAAAAAGUAUUUAGUGGCUGCAAACCUAAAGAAACCUAUUUUGCUUCCCUCUUGGAUAAACACACUUUGGGAGAAGUCACAAGAGAAAAAAAUAACUAGAUAUACUGAUAUCAACAUGGAAGACUUCAAGUGCCCUAUUUUUCUUGGUUGCAUCAUCUGUGUGACUGGCUUGUGUGGUGCAGACAGGAAGGCAGUUCAGCAGCUGACAGUUAAGCAUGGAGGUCAAUACACGGGACAAUUGAAAAUGAAUGAAUGCACGCACCUCAUUGUGCAAGAACCAAAAGGUCAGAAAUAUGAAUGUGCCAAGAGAUGGAAUGUACACUGUGUGACCACACAAUGGUUUUUUGACAGUGUUGACAAAGGUUUUUGUCAGGAUGAAUUCAUAUACAAGACAGAACCAAGACCAGCAACCAAGACUAUGCCUGAUACUUCAACUCCUGCUGGCCAGAUCAACACAAUUGAUAGUCGUACUCUUUCAGAUGUCAGCCAUAUUUCCAACAUAAAUGCGAGUUGCAUAAAUGAAUCAAUAUGUAAUUCCGCUAAUAGCAAAUUGGAGCCUACACUUGAAAAUCUAGAAAAUCUGGAUGUCAGUUCAUUUCAAGCACCUGAAGAUUUAUUAGAUGGUUGUCGGAUAUAUCUUUGUGGUUUUAGUGGCAGAAAGCUUGACAAACUGAGAAGGCUUAUUAACAGUGGAGGUGGAAUUCGUUUUAAUCAGCUUAAUGAAGAUGUAACUCAUGUUAUUGUGGGAGAUUAUGAUGAUGAACUGAAGCAGUUUUGGAAUAAAUCAGCCCACAGGCCUCAUGUAGUGGGAGCAAAGUGGUUGCUAGAGUGUUUCACUAAAGGUUAUAUGCUUCCUGAAGAACCAUAUAUCCAUGCCAAUUACCAGCCAGUGGAAAUUCCAGUUUCAGAUCAACCUGAAAGUAAAGUGGUGGUUUUAAAAAAGAAGAACAGCGGCUUCUCUAAUGAAAAGCAUGAGCAAGCUGAUGAAGAACUGCUCUCUCAAUAUGUCAAUAAUAGUUCCACAGUAGUUGAAGCUAAGAAGUCUGAAGCUGAGAAGUCUGAAGUUGGGCCCUUUAAUGAUUCUACUCAUGUUGAGACCUUUAAUGAUUCUACUUACAUUUUGCCAGAAGAAAACCGAUCUUCUGUUAGUCAUUGUCUCCCUGAUGCUUCUACAAUUACCGAAGAGGGCUUAUUUAGCCAAAAGAGUUUCCUUGUUUUGGGUUUUAGUAAUGAACAUGAAUCUACUAUUGCAAGCAUCAUAAAAGAAAAUGCUGGAAAAAUCGUAUCCCUUCUGAGCAGAACUGUUGCUGAUUAUGCCGUGGUUCCCCUGCUGGGGUGUGAAGUAGAAGCAACUGUGGGAGAAGUCGUCACAAAUACAUGGCUGGUUACGUGUAUAGACUAUCAGACUUUAAUGGAUCCAAAGUCGAAUCCUCUCUUCACACCAGUCCCAGUGAUGACAGGAGUGACUCCUUUAGAAGAUUGUGUUAUUUCCUUCAGCCAGUGUGCUGGAGCAGAAAAAGAUUCUUUGAUAUUCUUAGCAAAGUGCCUUGGAGCGAGUGUUCAAGAAUUCUUUGUUCGAAAAGCCAAUACAAAAAAAGGAAUGUUUGCCAGUACACAUCUUGUAUUGAAAGAGCCAGGUGGUUCUAAAUAUGAAGCUUCAAAGAAGUGGAAUUUACCGGCAGUCACUAUAGCUUGGCUGUUGGAGACCGCUAGAAUGGGAAAGAAAGCAGAUGAAAGCCAUUUUCUGAUUGAAAAUUCACCUAAAGAAGAACAAAGUCUGGAAACUGAAAUAACAAAUGGGAUGAAUCUAAAUCCAGAUACUCCAGAGCGUCCUGGCAUACACCUGGAAACUCACAGAAAAACAGCUGUUACACCGUUAGAUAUGAACCGCUUUCAGAGUAAAGCUUUCCAUGCUGUGAUCUCACAACAUGCCAGACGAGCUUCAGCCUCCCCAGCAACAGGACAGCCACUUCAGAAGGAGCCCUCAUUACACCUUGAUACACCAUCAAAAUUUCUCUCCAAGGACAAGCUCUUCAAGCCUUCUUUUGAUGUGAAGGAUGCACUUGCAGCCUUGGAAACUCCAAAAGGUCAUAGCCAACAGAAAAGGAAACUGAGUACACCACUCUCAGAAGUCAUUGUGAGAAACUUGAAGCUUGCUUUGGCAAAUAGCUCUCGAAAUGCUGUUGCUGUUUCUGCCAGCCCUCAACUGAAGGACACCCGGUCAGAAAAGGAAGAAGCUCCAAAGCCACUUCACCAGGUAGUGGUAUGUGUUAGUAAAAAACUCAGUAAGAAGCAGAGUGAACUAAAUGGGAUUGCAGCCUCUCUAGGAGCAGAUUACAGUAUUCAUAGCCCUCUGACACAGACCUUGGAGAUGAGAGAGAACUUUCAAAAGCAGUUACAGGAGAUCAUGUCUGCAACAUCAAUAGUGAAACCCCAAGGGCAGAGGACUUCCCUUUCAAAAAGUGGUUGUAACAGUGCUUCUUCCACCCCUGACAGCACUCGCUCUGCUCGCAGUGGACGAAGUAGAGUCCUAGAGGCACUGAGGCAGUCUCGUCAAACAGUACCCGAUGUCAACACAGAGCCCUCCCAAAACGAACAGAUCAUUUGGGAUGACCCUACAGCAAGGGAAGAGAGAGCAAGGCUUGCAAGCAAUUUGCAGUGGCCUAGCUGUCCCACACAAUACUCUGAGCUUCAGGUUGAUACUAAAAAAUUGGAAGAUUCUCCUUUCCAGGAGCCUUUGGGUGAUUCAGAAAUUGCCAAACAGGCUGUCUGUGACCCUGGAGACAGAUGUGUGACUGAAGCCCAAAAACACCCAAUCUCUGAAGAACUGGAAGUGCCAAUAAAAGACAACCACCUUAUCCCUACUCCUCAAGCCCCCAGUAUUGCCUUCCCUCUCGCCAACCCACCUGUGGCUCCACACCCUAGAGAAAAGAUUAUAACAACAGAGGAGAUUCAUGAAGAAUUAAAAAAACAGUACAUAUUUCAGUUGUCAUCUCUGAAUCCUCAAGAACGUAUCGAUUAUUGUCAUCUGAUUGAAAAACUGGGUGGAUUAGUGAUAGAAAAGCAGAGUUUUGAUCCCAACUGUACACACAUUGUUGUGGGACAGCCUCUUCGGAAUGAGAAGUAUUUAGCCUCCGUGGCAGCUGGGAAGUGGGUGCUUCAUCGCUCCUACCUUGAAGCAUGCAGGACUGCUAGCCGCUUCGUGCAGGAAGAAGACUAUGAAUGGGGAAGUAGUUCCAUACUUGAUGUUUUGACUGGAAUCAACGUACAGCAACGAAGACUAGCACUUGCAGCAAUGAGAUGGAGGAAAAAAAUCCAGCAAAGACAAGAAUCGGGUGUUGUUGAGGGGGCAUUUUGCGGGUGGAAGGUUAUUUUACAUGUUGGUCAAUCUCGAGAAGCAGGGUUCAAACGCCUUCUUCAGUCAGGAGGAGCAAAGGUGCUACCUGGGCAUUCUGUACCUUUAUUCAAAGAAGCCACACAUCUUUUUUCUGACUUUAAUAAGCUGAAACCAGAUGACUCAGGAGUUAAUAUAGCAGAAGCCGCUGCCCAGAAUGUGUACUGCUUGAAAACAGAAUACAUUGCUGAUUAUCUCGUGCAGGAAACCCCUCCUCAAGUAGAAAAUUACUGUCUACCAGAAGCUGUUGCAUUUCUUCAGAACGAUAAGGAACCUGAGGCCGGAUUAUCACAAAAGAGGAAAGCUCCUACAGAGAAAAAUAAGAUCAAACGACCUAGGGUACACUGAUUGUAUCUACUCUUUAGUUACUAAACAUUAAGUUUUUUAGAAAAGCCUGAAUGUUACUGUGGUGGAUUCGGGUAGUAGUUUAAAGAUGAGUUCCUGAAGAAUUUUGCUUCAGAGUGUAAUGAUGCCCCCACUUGAGUUUUGAACACCUGAAAUUUUAAUCACUGAAAUAUUAAUAAAAAGUUACUGAAAUAACAAAACAGUACAACUAGCUUGUUGUUAAAUGCCAGUAAAUGUAUAAGGGGAUAUUUUUGUCUUUUUUUUGUUGUUGUAAAUAUCUGAGGCUAUAGCUUGGAAGUUUUAGCAAGGUGAUGGAUGUUGCUUUAAAAUGUCAGCCUUAAUUCAUGAUAAGAGUUAUCAAUUGGGAUUUAUUUAUGUUUUCCCUGAUUUUUAUCUUCUCGCCAUUUUACCUCUUUUUAACAGGAGCCUGAGCACAGGGUGUAAUGAGGAAGCUGGGGCUUUAAACUUAAACAUGUAUGUAUAUAUGUAUAUGUAUGUUUGUACAAAUCUCCAUGAUGUUUGCCAAGUUUGGGUGCCAAAACUUGGAAAAUAUGACAAUAAAGAAUAAAAGUUGUGACUGAAAUUAGUAUUAAAAUGUGUUCGGAUAAAUUUUUUA
Messenger RNA from Propithecus coquereli (Coquerel's sifaka), 4928 nucleotides. It is a transcript of the gene TOPBP1, whose product is annotated as topoisomerase (DNA) II binding protein 1. Lineage: Eukaryota; Metazoa; Chordata; Mammalia; Primates; Indriidae. Bases 116 to 4315 code for a protein of 1399 amino acids. The record is from RefSeq and is a predicted model, not a curated record. The transcript has 26 exons. Gene Ontology annotation, biological process: mitotic DNA replication checkpoint signaling; DNA replication initiation; mitotic G2 DNA damage checkpoint signaling.